Messenger RNA from Pecten maximus, 1382 nucleotides. RefSeq lists its product as uncharacterized. The record is from RefSeq and is a predicted model, not a curated record. The transcript has 2 exons. NCBI's taxonomy places the organism in Eukaryota, Metazoa, Mollusca, Bivalvia, Pectinida, Pectinidae. The coding region runs from base 173 to 475 and encodes 100 amino acids.
AGGCCCGUACCAGACCGCCAGGUCCACGGCUUACAUACCCGGAAGUCGCGAGACAAGACCUCUUAGUCGUCAGCCAACCAAUCAUCAUCACGCAAGAAUUGUAAGUGAAGGCGCCGGUGCUUCUGGUGCACAUCGUGCGCCUACUGUUGUCCAACAGGAUGUGUCUUCCCAAAUGAAUAAUGUGCUGUCGGAAUUUUGUCAAAAGAUGACGGAAAAUUUUGCCGCCCAGUUGGAGAAAGAACGUCGCCAUUAUCAGGAAGACAUGGAUAAACGUAUGGAAGAGAGGUUUUCUGUGUUCCAGAAAGACUGGAGUGAUCAAAAAGACGAACUGCUUCAGAGAAAUGAAGAAGCUAUCAACCAUUUACAAGAGUGUGUGGACAAACUACACCAGUCCAACCUCGAGUACCAACAUCUGAGGGAGAAAUACGAAAAGUUGAAAAACAUUGCAACGCGAUAUACGAGACAAGGAGAAUGAACGAUGGCAAAAGCUUACACAGUCGAACAUGGACAAUGUGGGUUUACGCAAGGAAAAUGACGAAUUGCGUCGCAGAAUAUCUGGUCUCCAAGACCAGGUUCUGGAUUUAAAUGGCGAAGUUCGAGUUGCCAAGGACAAUGAGCAUCAAGAUAGAACGGAAAUUGAACGACUUACUGCAGAGAAUACAAGAUUGGAACGUGAGUUGGACGGAAAAAAAAAGAGAAGCAGAAAAAAUCAAACGAGAAGCAGAGGACAUGUAUUCCAAAAUUCAGACGGAUAUGCUGUCCCAGAGGAAGACAUCCAGCCCAGAGGAAACUGAAUACAAACAGGCACUGGAGAGGCAAAACACAAAGCUGGAUGCAAUAUUUGCCGUCAUGGAUGACCUGAAAUCUCAAGAAAAGGCAUCACAGAAGGUCAUAGUGCCCCGUACAGUGACAAUUGGUGGGAAUAUGCAUCAGCGUGGCCAGAAGACAACAAAGAAGUAACAUUUUAUAUGUUCCAAAUGAAAAAUAUUUAUUACCGACUGCUUGACUUCAUAAUUAAUUUUGUAUGCGUUAAAUCAAAGACCAUCAGUGACGUCCUUUUUACUGGACGCGAUAGACAACGCUAGCUUGCUGCAGUGACGUUUUACAGGUAGAGGUUUUUUAUUGGGUGAUUUUAUAUAACAUUAGGAUGGAUACUUCUCUACAAACGUCAACAGUAUAUAACUUAUGUAUAUCUCUACUCACUGACUACUUCGUCAGAUGGUGAAAUAGGUUGUCGACCUAACAUGACAUUGUAGAAUUGAACUUUUGUGCAAGGGUUGGUUCGUGUUUGGUUUAGUUUUGAAGCUUCUCGUGUUUUGAAAGUUCUGUUAUAUAAUAAUUUAUUCACCGCUCAUUGUACUUAGUAUUUAGUAAAAAAAAAA